This is a messenger RNA of Osmerus eperlanus (European smelt), 1074 nucleotides long. It is a transcript of the gene tlx3b, whose product is annotated as T cell leukemia homeobox 3b. The record is from RefSeq and is a predicted model, not a curated record. The coding region runs from base 181 to 1074 and encodes 297 amino acids. Gene Ontology annotation, molecular function: RNA polymerase II cis-regulatory region sequence-specific DNA binding; DNA-binding transcription factor activity, RNA polymerase II-specific. NCBI's taxonomy places the organism in Eukaryota, Metazoa, Chordata, Actinopteri, Osmeriformes, Osmeridae. Gene Ontology annotation, cellular component: nucleus. The transcript has 3 exons. Gene Ontology annotation, biological process: animal organ development; regulation of transcription by RNA polymerase II.
AGCAAGGGAGAAGAUUCGGAAUCUGACAAAACUUUAAACAUUCUUAACGCAGCCUUAAGAUGUCUAGAAAUUAUUCCACACAUAAAUAACUGUCGCUAGUCUUCUGCGAUCUACAAUCGCAUCGUCGGUGUGAGCUUUGAGGACCGUGCACAAGCGCCUGGUUAAAGUGUUUGGUAAAGAAUGGACCGGACGCCCAGCACAAGCCCCACCGGCGCCAGUCAGCCCACACAACCCGCCCAACACGAACCUAUAAGUUUCGGUAUUGACCAGAUCCUCGGCGGUACUGACCAAGACGGUCCACAGCACACUAAUAGGAGCGGUUCGGAUCCAGGAAACUCCACAAGUGGAGGGAGUUAUCAUCUGGGUAGUCCAACCGGAGCCAGCGCGACUCCUUUCACCUCGCUGUCCGGUCCGUUCCAUGGCAUCGCAUCAUCAUACGAGGAAUCGAAUGCGUACGGAUUGAACUUGACCCUCACACCCGGAGGAGUGAUACGCGUCCCGGCACACAGGCCGCUAGCUGCCGCCAUUCCUCCUCCCAUCACCAGCGCGGUACCCGGCCUCAGCAGCUUAAGUUUCCCAUGGAUGGAGAGCAGCCAGAGAUUUGCCAAGGAAAGAUUUGCAGCAGCCCUUACACCGUUCACCGUGGCAAGGCGUAUAGGUCACCCCUACCAGAACCGCACGCCCCCGAAGAGGAAGAAGCCACGGACCUCCUUCUCCAGGGUCCAGAUCUGUGAGCUGGAGAAACGCUUCCAUCGGCAGAAAUACCUGGCCAGCGCGGAACGAGCCGCACUCGCCAAAACCCUCAAGAUGACAGAUGCCCAGGUGAAGACGUGGUUCCAGAACCGCCGAACGAAAUGGAGGCGACAGACAGCCGAGGAGAGGGAGGCGGAGCGUCAGCAGGCCAAUCGGCUGAUGAUCCAGCUUCAGCACGACGCCUUCCAGAAAUCUCUGAGCGACUCGGUUCCAUCCGACCCGCUCUGCAUCCACAACUCCUCCCUGUAUGCUCUCCAGAACCUGCAGCCGUGGGCCUCCGAGGAGGGGGGCAAGCUGGGGGGGGUCGCGGCCCUCGUGUGA